AUGUUUCUAAAGACUAUCGGACUGUUUAUGGCGACUAAAGUGAUUUUCCAAACGGGAAACUGUACAUUCAAACAUGAUGUAUUCUCCAAUUUUUCAAUGGAAAUAAUUAAUAGUAAGGUCAAAAUUGAUAUAUAUCUAGUAGGUGUACUGAAGGAAGGGCUUAAGGGUCAUCUUAGUUUUGAAGUUCGCCAGUCCAAAAGCACAUCGUAUCAGAGCGUAUUUCAGCAUGAUAUCAACUACUGUGCUCUGCUCAAAGGGUCCCAGAACUCCAUUUAUAGUCGCUGGUACAACAGCAUGCUGAAAACCGGAAACUUUGCCCGAAGCUGUCCCAUAUAUCCGGGCUAUUACUAUAUACAGGACUGGGAGUUAAAAGACGAUCUGGUGCCAACUUUUUUGUUCUUCGGAGAUUAUCGAAUUGCGGCUAGUUUCUACUAUGGAAAGUACUCGAAAAGAAAUAAGCUUCUGGUGGAAUGUUUAAUAGAAGCGUUACUGUCUUAA
Molecule: messenger RNA, 498 nt
Organism: Drosophila arizonae
Lineage: Eukaryota; Metazoa; Arthropoda; Insecta; Diptera; Drosophilidae
Source: RefSeq, a predicted model, not a curated record